UGAAGGAAAUUUUUGUAGCAGAAGUAGCUUUAUUUUUUUUCAUAAGUAAGGCUGGUUAUAACAUAAAUGAAGAGAUUAUAGUUGUUUAAUUGUUUAUUUUACCUGGAAAAGGUUGGAUUUCUGCAUUUCUCCCUGGAUUACAGUUCUGGAAGUACUAUUCUUACUACUGCAUUCUUACAAUUAGGACUGAAAAAGAAGAGAGACUUUUUGCUAUUUUCAUGUGAAUUUGUGAUAUUCCAUUGCAUCUUGCUGUAUCUAAGAAUCCAUGAAGAUGGUACGCUACUUGCCUUUUUUGUUCCAGAAGAAACUCAAAGCCACCCUUUGUCUUUUUCUCCUUAUGGUUGUCCUGAUACACAUUGUGAUAGAUUUUGUGCCCUCUGCUGAUUAUAAGUCCUGCAGGUGUCUCUCUAAAGCAACAGAUACCUUGGACCAUUUAUCACCCAGUUCUAUAUUAGCAGCUCAGAAUAAGCUGAAUCUAAGGAAUCUUCAGGAUUUUAGUAGCAGUAACAGCUCCCUGGAAAAAGGAUUUCACUCAACAGAAGAUGUGUCACAUGUGGAUGGCCUCAGCAAUGUGGCUCUCCAAGAUGCCAACAUCAAGCAACAGGAAACCAAAGAAAAACCCAACCAGAAAAUAAAAUCUAAAUUGUCUGCUCUUUUUGAUCAUCCUCUGUAUAAGAUCCCAAUCCCAAAAGUUGUAAGGAAAGACAAACUAUUUGGGACCAGACCAAAGAUGAACCUCUUCAUAAAAAGUAGUGAUGAACGAAUCAGAAGCAACAAUGCAGAAGACCUUCAGGACCACAAUGCUCACCCUGCUUGGCUCAGUUUUUAUGCUGGAAUCAAUCGCUAUGAACUGUAUGCCCGCCAUGAUCCCUCUUGCCAUGACUUGAUGAAGGAUUUGGCCAAGCAGAAAAUUAUCAGUUCAGUCCAGAAGCCUGGAGGAACUCAACUGAAGCUUAUCAUGACUUUUCCCAAUCAUGGCCAAGCUCUCUUCAAACCUAUGAAGCAAACCCGAGACCAGGAGACUUCAGCAGACUUCUUUUACUUUUCAGACUUUGAGCGGCACAAUGCAGAAAUAGCAGCUUUCCACUUGGACAGGAUCCUGGACUUUAGAAGAAUUCCCCCAGUUUCUGGACGGUUGGUGAACAUAAGCAAUGAAAUCCGUGACAUUACAACAGAUAAGAAACUGUUUAAAACGUUUUUCAUCUCUCCAGCUGGCAACAUCUGUUUCUUUGGUGAGUGCUCCUACUAUUGCUCUACUGAACAUGCUUUGUGUGGCAAACCUGACCAGCUUGAGGGAUCCAUGGCAGCCUUGUUGCCUGACAAAGCGAUAGCUGAACGCCAGUCUUGGCGGAGUCCCUGGAGGCGUUCCUAUUCCAAAAUCAAGAAAGCUGAGUGGGAACUGAAUGAAAAUUACUGUGCUCAGGUUCGCAAGACCCCACCCUAUGACAACACUGCCCGACUUCUGAGUCUCAUUGACAUGACCAUGCUUGAUUUUCUCAUGGGAAAUAUGGACAGGCAUCACUAUGAGACAUUUGAAAAGUUUGGUAACCACACUUUUUAUCUUCACCUGGACAAUGGCAGAGGGUUUGGGAGACAUUCUCAUGAUGAAAUGUCUAUUCUGACUCCUCUUCGGCAGUGCUGCAUUAUUAAAAAGUCAACUUUCCUGCGGCUGCAACUGCUUGCUACUGAGCCUUAUCGUUUAAGUGAUGUCAUGCGUGAAUCAUUAGCCUCAGAUCCCCUGUCUCCAGUCUUAUCAGAGGCUCAUCUAGAAGCACUGGAUCGGCGACUCAAAAAGAUAUUGGCUAUGGUAGAAAACUGCAAGAAGGCAGAUGGACAUAAAGAAGUAAUAGUUGACGACUUAAAAGGAAAGCAGUAUUUUUAGUUUAGUGUAGUUAGAGAUGUGAUAGUUAUCUUACUACAGUAGUCACACAAUAUCCCCAAUCUGCUAUUUCUGUUUACUCAUGAAGAAAUUAUUUCAGAUCUACCAUUGCUAUUUAUUGAGGAGGGGGCCAUUUAUAGUUCCUUGAGUUCCAAUAGGGUACUGUGAACUUUGUCCACUGCCAGAGCAGGCCCUUUGUUCAUUUAUAAGGUCUAGAUUACUUAUUGCCUUAACAAUCAUGCAUAGCAUUAGACCUAAUUUCAAAGUGCUGUGCAAGAGAUCAAUUCAGAUUAUGAUGUCAACUUUCAGUCAAUUCCUCCAGACUGCCACUUGAGAAAGAAAAGAGUAUCAGGAGUAAAAAGGGAUUGGAGGCUAGGGAGAGUUCAGUGUCUCUUGUGACACCAGUUCCUUGAAGUUGCUCAGGAGGUUGCCUCUGCAGCUCUUGAUAGGAAAAAUGCUAUCUCUACUUCUGACAACUUCUAGUCAGUAUUAUUUACUAAGGCCUCAGGCACUAAGUUUUUCUAUCAUAUGGUCUUUUUAGAAAGGGCAAGAUUGUGAAUGUGGAAUCUUCUGUAUGCAAAACAUAUAAAUGUUUAUUUGAAUAAUUAGUUCAAUGUAUUAUGAACAUUCUGCUUCAGGUAAUGACCAACUAAAUGGGAAUAUAUUUAUUCUGUACAGUACAUAAACUGUUGUAUAAGAACAUAACAAGCUGAUAAUGAGCCAUCCAGCCUACAUUAUUGACCUUGACUAGCAGUAGCUUGCCAGUGUGUUUUUUCCAAGUCCUUCUUGGUGAUGCCAUAUAUAAAGAGAAAAUGCUUUAUAUGAUAUAUGAAGUCUACCCAUAGAGGGAAAUGAGUAGACUCAGGAAAGGCUCUUAUUGGGCAAGUAACCUAUGGUUCUUAGAUAUUCUUGUACAACACCUGCUAGCAACAUCCAGAAGCACCAGCCAAUAAGACAGCUAAUGAAGGUUGCUGUUUAAAAACAUCUUGACAGAUACAGCUUGCUUACUCCUGUCCUUGGAUAGAUGGAUUCAAAGAAAAACAUGCAUACACAGUUACAUGAAUGAUUUAACAUGGCUGCCCAUAAAUUGGUUUUAUGGUCUUUUGGGUGGAAAUUUUGUUUAAAGCAACUGAAGAAGUACUAUUGUAACUACAGUUUGAGACUAGUCAAUAGUAUGACAAAUUUAUUGGGAAUUUCAGGUACAACUGUUUUUAUUUCUCCAGGAAUAUAACAAAUGAAUGAAUAAUAAAUUGUUUUAAUGAUAUUUUAGGUCUUUAAAGGAGUUAAGAAGCCAAGGGCAUAUUUUCUGCUGAAAAUGACAAUCAAAUGUUUAUUCAGGGCAAUGUGUUCACUUUAAAAAGAUUGUAUCAUGUUUAUUAAUUGUGCCUCAGUGUUCAUAUCUUUUUCAAGUUUUUCACAGUUAACAGAUUUUCUAGAUCCUGUUAAAUAAGAGUAUAAGAUGAAAAUAAAUAUCCAGAAUAUGAUA
Messenger RNA from Crotalus tigris (Tiger rattlesnake), 3365 nucleotides. RefSeq names its product extracellular serine/threonine protein kinase FAM20C-like. Gene Ontology annotation, cellular component: Golgi apparatus. The transcript has 10 exons. Gene Ontology annotation, biological process: protein phosphorylation. NCBI's taxonomy places the organism in Eukaryota, Metazoa, Chordata, Lepidosauria, Squamata, Viperidae. Gene Ontology annotation, molecular function: phosphotransferase activity, alcohol group as acceptor. The coding region runs from base 266 to 1882 and encodes 538 amino acids. The record is from RefSeq and is a predicted model, not a curated record.